AUGGUUAGAUUCUGUAACAGUUCUUUCUUUCCAUUCUCUUUUCAUCGUUUUGCAAAUUUUCUUAUUUAACUAUUGCGUGCAUGUCUUUGCUGACUUGAAGAUGUUCUUGGGAGCACUGUGACUACUUAGAAUUUUUCUCAUCUUAUCUUGAGGGCCGUUUGGAAACAGAGAAGGUUAGUAUUAUUUCUUUCAUUGGGAACUUGCUGGAAUGUUUAUUUGCACUGUGGAAUAACUAACGUGAAUCCAAAAAAUAAUUGAUUCAGUUUUCAAGAGUUAUAUGUCCUAACAGAUUAUCAUAAAGCUUUUGUCCCGUGGUCUUUAAGAUUAUCAUUGUCCCUUGAAAUUUUGUUUUUAUCCAUAGCCCCUGAAGCUACAUUCACUUGUCAUGUACAUUUCAAGGUCCAAGCGACUAACGGCUAUAAAAUGUUAAGACUUGGGAAUUCAUGUAAACAACAGCUUAUAUAGAUUAUACAUUUUAUAAAUGAUUCAAACAAUAAUACUUUUGAGAUUAUUAACAUGAGUAGCAUGAAGCAGACUUCAUGUCUGUCAGUCACAAAAUUCGCAUGAGGAAGUGCAAGUUGCAUUCUCACUAACCUGCAGCUGAAAUGAUGAGGAGCGGUGAACUGCGAUAUUCAUGUGUCCUGCUGGUCUCUUUGCUUAAUACUAAUCGAGUUGUCUUAUGCAUUCAAAAGAUAAAAUAGAAGAGGCAUUAGGCAUACAGAUUCACCCAAAUAGUCUGCUUUUGACGGUGAUAAGCACUUUAAACAUGGAAUAACUUCUGAAGCUAUCAACUGAUCAUUGAGAUUGCAUCACGCUAUAGCGGGAUAUUUCUCCAUUUUCCUGACUGCAGAUGCUUGCUCUCAGGACAUGUUUGGCAUGAGGACCACAAAAGGUUUCUCUGUUAUGAUGGGGUUUGUUGCACUUGCUUCUGUGACGUUACUUGGGGUUUAUGUUUGGUUUAUCUGUCUGAAACAAAUGGCGGCGUACAACCCCAUUGUAUACAGUAAGCCUAUACGGGGGAUGAACCUGGGCGUUGAAGAGUGUCUAACGUCAGGUGCUCGGCCUGGAAACAGGUCACAUUAUCCGAGACCAACGAGUUAUAGCAGGUGCCGAACACUAUCUUCAACCUUUGAUGUCUCUCUUUUGUCUUCGUCGCUAAUAUCAAUUGAUAUCUCAACAGGGCCGAGUGCGCAUGCAAUCCUGUCCAUUUCUUUGCAAUUCUGUCCAUGCAGAGGUCUGGAAGUGGAUGGUUUGAAACUUUAUUGAACAGCCACCUCAAUGUUAGCUCUAAUGGGGAGAUAUUUUCAGUGAAACAGAGACGGAGUAACGUCUCAUCUAUCUUGAGCACCCUAGAUAAGGUGUACAACCUGGACUGGUUUAGCAGUGCUUCUAAAAAUGAAUGUUCAGCUGCAGUUGGUUUCAAGUGGAUGUUCAACCAGGUAAGAAAGAUAUAUGGUACUGUGCCUCAUGCUGGAUAUUCUCUUUAGGAAAUAUAUCCCAUCUUUUGUCAAGUUCUUGAAGGCUUUUUGACAGUACGUGAGCUUCCAAUACUCAUGGUUUUGCCCUCCUAACAGAUUUAAUGGGAAUUCAAGCGACCUCUCAUGGUUACAGCAUGUUGGCCAAAUACAUCACAAAUGUUAAUACCCAUUCUUCAAUGGGGAUACUUUUCUGAGUCCAUAUCGCAGUAGUUUGCAUCUCAUUUGGCACACAUUAGCCAAUCAGCAUUCUCCUAACACUUCAACAACCGAUAAGAAGUGUUUGUAUGACAUAACAUGGCAUCUUAUGCAUGCGCAUCUUUCAAUGGAUGAAAUCAUCAUUUCCAUAAUGAUGAUAUCCACCUCAUGUUAUUCUGAAGCAGCCUAUAUGUUCCAUGUCCUCGCAUUUCCAAAGGUUACUAGCCCAUGCUUAUGCUUUGUAUCUCAAUGUGUGUUUGUGCUCAUUCCGUACAGCUUAAAUCAGUAGAACUAAUGUCUUGCUGAUGGGUAAUACAGGGCGUGCUGAGAUAUCACGAAGAUGUAGUUGACUACUUCAAGCGAAGAGGAGUUUCUGGAGUAUUCCUUCUGAGGAGAAAUCUCUUGGACAGGAUGAUCUCCAUUAUUGCAAACACGUAUGAUCAGAGUGUGAAGCCGCUCAAUGGGACGCACAAAUCACACGUGCAUUCGAAAGAAGAGGUCGCCGUUCCUCUGUCUUCCAUUAAGAUCGGAAACCCUGCCUACCCACCUCCUUGAGAUUCCCCUCAAUCUUUCUCUCUCCUUUCCUCUUUCAGGCUGAAGUGCUGGCGAGCUACAAGCCGACGAUUAAUGUGAGCUCAUUGAUACCUGAUCUCAGACGGGCAGAAGAGAUGGCGGCCGAAGCAGUGGAAUACUUCAAGAGCACUCGCCACAUGAUUCUUUACUACGAGGACAUCGUCAACAAUCACUCGGUGAAUUGCUCUUAAAGCGAUCGAUCUCGACCACUUACCUCCUUGAACGCCCCCUGCCUUUUUGAAAGCCUGACGCUGACUCUUUUGUUCCAUACACGCUGCAGAAGCUGAUGGACGUUCUAGAUUUUCUUGAGAUUCCUCGAAGAGAUCUGAUCAGCCGCCAGGUCAAGAUCCACACGAAGCCUCUAUCGGAGCAGAUUGAAAACUGGGAGGAAGUCAGGGAUGCGCUCAAAGGGACGAAGUAUGAGGGCUUCCUAGCUCCCCGAGGUAACCCAUCACAGCCUCCCCGGAGAUCAAGACGCCAUGUGAUGUAG
This is a messenger RNA of Spirodela intermedia, 2736 nucleotides long. The record is from the annotation of a GenBank genome assembly. NCBI's taxonomy places the organism in Eukaryota, Viridiplantae, Streptophyta, Magnoliopsida, Alismatales, Araceae.